This is a messenger RNA of Poeciliopsis prolifica (blackstripe livebearer), 2834 nucleotides long. RefSeq names its product sciellin (gene scel). The coding region runs from base 381 to 1955 and encodes 524 amino acids. Lineage: Eukaryota; Metazoa; Chordata; Actinopteri; Cyprinodontiformes; Poeciliidae. Gene Ontology annotation, cellular component: cytoplasm. The record is from RefSeq and is a predicted model, not a curated record. The transcript is spliced from 28 exons. Gene Ontology annotation, biological process: epidermis development.
CACAGAUUUUAGAGAGCAGAAACCUCUUACAAAAUACUGUUUCUGUCCUGCAUGCCUGAUAAUAAUUUCACUUGACCAUGUCUGCCGUCUUAUUCAUUUAGUACUUUCUGGUAUGUCACUGUAUGCCCCUCUGUUUUGCUGACAAUGGUGUGUUUGGAGAAGGAGUGUUGUGGAGGGUGGGUGUGUCUACAUGUGGGCAUAGAUCAAGACAAACCAGUUUAUGGCUUAAUCACUGAGCCUGGACCGAAGGUGCAGCGACAAACCCAGCAGGGUCAUCAAUGGAAGCUGCUCACAAAACACUUUGAACCAGAGAAAAUGACAAGCAUGCAAACGCAAAGAAUGAGUAAUUUCAGAUCAGAGUUCUCAGGUGAGAGGCCAAAAUGAGCUACUACUCAACUUCCAAGACCAAAGCGCUCGAGGACAACAAGAAGAAAACCUCUCUGCUGAAGGACAACAGCUGGAUCCGAAAAAAUGAUGAUGAGGACGAGCCCGUCGACCAAGACCCAAACUUUGGUAAAAGUGUCUUGAGUCGAGUGAAUAACACUGAUACUACCGACAGUAGCUCAGAACCCAAGCCAACAAAAACAACUAAAACAAGUUCACCCUCAUCUGUUCAAGCUCUCACCAAGAGGUUCAGUGGAAGCACAGAUGACCUGAAAACUAUGUCUCCAUCUUACUACACAAAAAGAACUUCCAGUGGGAAGACAGAAACAUCCAGCACCACUAAAACCACAACUGUGACCAAGGAUGGGACAACUGAGACCACCACCACCACCACCCAAAGUGUCAAGAGUCCUGUGACAAAAUCACCCACCAAAACUGAGACGUUCAUGGAGCGCGUCAAAUCCUCAAGCAAAGAGUCACAGUACUCAAGCUACUCGCCUACCAAGACAACAAAACCAACUAUUACCACCACUAAAGAGGCAGAUGAUCAACUUUACGACUCACUGACCCCCGCACCUCUGAAGGUCGACACCCCAACUAAAGACAGCAAAACAACUGUGACCACAACUGAGUCUGUGACAGUGAAAAGUAGCAGUGAUGCGAUUGCUGAGGACAAACUCUAUGACACACUGAUUCCCAGUGCUAUCAAGAAUGAAGAGAGGUCACAGUAUUCAAGCUACUCGCCUACCAAGACAACAAAACCGACUAUUACCACCACUAAAGAGGCAGACAAUCAACUUUACGACUCACUGACCCCCGCACCUCUGAAGGACAACGCCCCAACUAAAGACAGCAAAACAACUCAGCCUCGGACAGUGAAAAGUAGCAGUGAUGCGAUUGCUGAGGACAAACUCUAUGACACACUGAUUCCCAGUGCUAUCAAGAAUGAAGAGAGCAAAAAACCAACUGUGUCCAGCAGUGAGACUGUGACAGUGAAGAGCUCCAACACUGUAGAUGACACCAAAACACCAGCAGUCACAGUAAAGUCCCCCUCAACGCCCAAGGAUAAGCUCUAUGACACCCUCCCGCCUAAAGCCAUCACAUCUCCUGUCAGCUACAACUCAAACACUGAUGAUACUCCCUACACUCCCACCAGCUCAUACAAUGACUAUAAAACCUACUCCUACUCCAGACCAGACUCCAGCUAUGAGUAUAGCAGCCUCAACAGCCCCUCUCUCUACAGCUCCUCAUCGUACAAGAGCAGCAGCUUGUCAGAUGACAUUCUGUCAGAUCCGAUCUACUCCAAGUCUUCCACGAAGAGUGUUUAUCAGUCCCCUGACAGGCCUGUGCUGGAGAAGGACCUGUGCACCACCUGCCGAAAGCCCUUCACCGGAGACGCCAAGAUGGUCCUGGACGACAUGAAGAUCAACUGCCACGUCACCUGCUUCAAAUGUGACGUCUGCAACGGCUCUCUGGGCUACAUGAAAGCUGGGGACAGCAUGUGGAUCUACAAGCGCAAGGUGCACUGCGAAAACUGCUUCGAGAGCACCAGAGAAAAAUGGCGCCGCUGAGCCUCCUCAAAGAUUACUGCAUUCUGAUGGUGUGGGUGACGAGGGUCAUACUGAGAUGUCUUUAAGUGGGUGCUUUGAACAAAAUAAAUCGCAGUUACAUAACGUAAAAAUCAUUGUCAUGUGACUCUACAGGCCACACAUGGCAUAAAAUCUACUAAUAUGUCCGUAUUAUAAUCCUGCUGUCUCUACAUCUACAUUGUACAUCUCUUUCUAUAGUUUCUUUAAUGUGUCACUUCUCGGAGGACUCUUGUGAGUAACACGACAGGAUAUUCUACAAUAUUGAGGGCCGGGGUUUUAUUCUUCGUGCAAUAAGGGCAAAUAAACAAACUACUUUAUUUACAUUUUUUCUUGAACGUCCCUGUUCUUUAGGUCUAUGUUUACUGCUAAAUUAUUAUGUGAUAAUACAGAACAAAACAAGAUAAUAAAGAAAGGCUUGUACUUAAAUAAAAUUUUAAAAUACUGACGACUUUGUUUGUUUUUUUGUUGUUUUUUUUUUAAACCGGAUGCUAAAAUCUAAAGUAAAAGGUCAGGCUGUCUUUAUUGUUAGAGGGGAAUUUAAGAAUACCUGUUUGCAAUUCUCUAUACGAGCGUGUCUUUGUCUUUGUGGAACCUACAACUGAGCAAAUAAAGUUAAUGCUCAGUUAAUAUAUGUUAAAUAUAUUUUUCAAAUUAUUAAAGCACUUUGCAAUGUUCUUUUUGUGUUUUUCAACUGCAAUGGAAUAUAAAUACGUGGCGGAAGAGCAAACGGCAUUUGAUCAGCACUGUGUCUACUAUAAAUUGAAAGACAGCCCUAAAUAAAGCCGCAACACUUGGUCUGUACGUAAAAUACACGGAGUGCAUUUUUCAAUAACUUUGUCAAUAAACGGAAUUCAAAAUCAA